AUUCGACUGGGGAGUGCCACCAAAAAAUACACCCUUGCUUCUUUAGACAGCCUGUACUCUCAUUUGACAAAUACCAGCAUUAAUAAGUUUGGAAUGUGCUACGCCAUGGACAAAGAGCGGGUAGGCAGAGGAUGCAAGUGGACCAUGAGCAGAUUCCGUAGUUUUCUUCACAAACAAGAUAUUAACGAACUUCUGCUCUGGCACAGGAUUAGCAAUAUUGUUACGUUGACUCUGCUCACAGCCGUUCCUUGCAUUCCCUCCAGCCCCAACUGUCUGGAACUGUUGGGGUUUGAUAUCCUCAUCGACGCCAGCUACAAACCGUGGCUUCUAGAGGUCAACCACAGUCCGGCGCUAACAUUGGACUGCCCUGCUGAUGUAACGGUCAAGAAAGGGCUGAUCAAUGAUAUCAUCGACCUGAUGAACUACAGGAUGAUUGAUAGCUUCAGACAGAAGGGAUACUGCAGGAAGAGAACAGGUAGACGCUAUUUACGGCCAAAAAUUUCUCAAGGGUUUUUGUUGCCCAAGAUUUUGCACGCACCUCCAUCAGGCAACAAAAGCUGGAAUCAGUCUGUCUCAGGCUCUUCAAGUUCUGAAGAUACUAGAAAUAACACCGGUUAUGCGACUUGCCCCGUUCACCCCAAUUCAAAAUCCAUUGGACAUGAAAAGGAUCCACAGAAGUUUGAGGAAAUCAACAACGAGCUGGGAUCCGAUGACCUAAAACUCACAACAUUAAACAGCACCAGGAAAUUGCACAGAAAUGCACCAUCUACCGUGUGCAAGUUACCAUCUCUUCGCUUACAUAAACUCAAGGCUCCAGCCGUCCCGUGGAACCGCGUGACUCAGGACAGAGGUGUCCCUCCUUGUCGUGUUGGCGACUUCAUACUUACAUUUCCCUUUAAUCAGGCUACGUGGAAAGCCUGUCAGGACCAAGCAGAUGUUAAGGCUAUUGUGAACGAGGUUCAUAAACUCACAAACCGACUGGUGUCCUCCUUUAAUGAAAAAGAAAGGACGAAGAUGGAAAGCAGUCAGAGCAUUGGUAUCAGUGACAAAUUUGAGCCUCUGCUUUGGGGGCCGAAAGAUCCCCCUCUUCUCAGCAAAUGCUGCUCCUUAAAUUCAGAAGUCAAGUAAAAUGGUUCAAGCUGAUCUAAUUUUUCACAGUUUAUAAUUUCUUACAACACAACAUAACACAAGAGGAGGAAACUGGGAAGAGCACAUAUAGUAUAUAGUAAUUGAACAUAAAAUAAUGGAUUUUUACCAAGUCAGAAUUUACUUUUUGCCUCAAACUAUUGCAUCAGAUAUCUUUGACGUGUUACCACUGACGAUCCAUGUCAAUUAAAUUCACAUGUGUAAAUAAAGUGUAUAUGUG
Carassius auratus (goldfish) is the source of this 1366-nucleotide messenger RNA. Its product is annotated as probable tubulin polyglutamylase TTLL2. Gene Ontology annotation, biological process: microtubule cytoskeleton organization; protein polyglutamylation. The annotation marks the transcript as partial. Gene Ontology annotation, molecular function: tubulin-glutamic acid ligase activity; tubulin binding. Gene Ontology annotation, cellular component: ciliary basal body. The transcript has a single exon. The record is from RefSeq and is a predicted model, not a curated record. Lineage: Eukaryota; Metazoa; Chordata; Actinopteri; Cypriniformes; Cyprinidae.